AUGGGUGAUGAGAGGAGAGGUGUUGGAGCUUUAAUCAUAUUGAUUUCUCAUGCAGAUCAAAUAAAUGACAUUAUUUUCAGUCAUGAGGGUGCUUUAAAAGGGUUGCAGAAACAUGUAGUCAUUAUUCUCCAUUCAACCAUAUCACCUGCAUAUAUCCAGAAGCUAGAGAAGAGCAUUACAGGCAACUUUUUUCUUCAUAUUUCUUGUUGA
Molecule: messenger RNA, 210 nt
Organism: Ilex paraguariensis (yerba mate)
Lineage: Eukaryota; Viridiplantae; Streptophyta; Magnoliopsida; Aquifoliales; Aquifoliaceae
Source: the annotation of a GenBank genome assembly